This is a messenger RNA of Halichondria panicea, 1385 nucleotides long. Its product is annotated as endoplasmic reticulum resident protein 44-like. Gene Ontology annotation, cellular component: endoplasmic reticulum-Golgi intermediate compartment; endoplasmic reticulum membrane. The record is from RefSeq and is a predicted model, not a curated record. Bases 128 to 1294 code for a protein of 388 amino acids. The transcript has 14 exons. Gene Ontology annotation, molecular function: protein disulfide isomerase activity. Gene Ontology annotation, biological process: protein folding. Lineage: Eukaryota; Metazoa; Porifera; Demospongiae; Suberitida; Halichondriidae.
ACAAAACAGUAAGGAGGUGUGGCUAAAUCCUACUGGCUGAUGUGGCGUACGCAUGUUCAUGUUGUGGAUCGAGCAGUAAGGCCGGCCAGUGACUAGACUGGAGUGAAACUACAGUGGACGAACAAAGAUGAAGACAUUUGCUCUGAUACUUAUAGUACAGGCUGGCCUGUUGCUGGCCCCCGGUGCUCAAGGUGAAGCGAUGGACAUCACACAGGCCAACUAUGAAGAUAUUAGAUAUAGUGCUGAUAUUAUAUUGAUCAAUUUCUAUGCUGAAUGGUGUCGGUUCAGUCAGAUGCUCCAGCCCAUCUUCAACAAGGCAGCAGACAUUUUGAACGAAGAAGAGCCGAAUCGAGUGAUAUUGGGAAGAGUGAAUUGUGAGCAAAACAAAGACCUAUGUUCAACACCGUUCCACAUCUCCAAAUACCCAACUAUCAAGUUGAUACGACAUGGCUCAGUGGCUAAACGUGAGUACAGAGGUCAACGGUCGCAAGAGGCCAUCAUACAGUUUGUGAAGGAGCAGUUGAGUGAUCCCGUUCAUCCUAUUUCAGAGUACACGGAUGUUAAAUUGGAGGAAGUAAAGAAGGCAAUUGUCGGAUUCUACCCUAGUAACCAGAGCAACGAGUACCUCUUCUUCUCAAAGGCUGCCAUUAUUCUACGAGACGAUUGCCCGUUCUACAGUUUGAUAGGAACAACGGAAACUACACAGCUGGCCUUCCGAGAAGAGGGGGUUUCGGAUGUUGUGUACACUGGAAAUACGAGUGAUUUUUCCAAUGUAGUCAUGUGGUUACACGAUCGCUGUGUGCCGUUUAUUCGAGAGAUCACGUUCCAAAAUGGGGAGGAGCUCACUGAAGAGGGACUUCCUCUUUUGCUCCUCUUCUACCAUCCUGACCGGCCGCAGGUUAAGGAAGAAUACAGAGAAAGAGUUGCAGCUGACCUUGGCAGUCACAAAGGCACAGUGAACGUGGUGACGGCCAAUGGUGUCAUGUUCGCCCACCCCCUUCACCAUCUCGGCAAACAUGCCAAUGACCUUCCGGUGAUAGCGAUAGACAGUUUCCGUCACAUGUAUGUCUUCCCAAACUUUGACGACUUCAGAGUUCCUGGAAAGAUUCACCAGUUCAUUACUGACCUACACUCGGGCAAACUUCACAGAGAUUUCCAUAACCCAACCAAUGCACCUCAAGAGACGGCCUCCCACCAACAGCAGAGGAGAGAUGUGGAUGGAAGCCCCCCAGAGAGUGAGUUCAAGAAGUUGGCCCCGGGAAGAUCACGUUACUCUUUCAGAGAUGAACUAUGAACUGUUUUAGCUCCUAGGGUUACGAAACAUUUUGAUUUAUUAUAACACAUUAAUGAGUUUUGCUUACCAUUACCAUUAUUUUGGAGCAUAA